This is a messenger RNA of Phycomyces blakesleeanus NRRL 1555(-), 510 nucleotides long. RefSeq lists its product as hypothetical. Lineage: Eukaryota; Fungi; Mucoromycota; Mucoromycetes; Mucorales; Phycomycetaceae. Bases 1 to 510 code for a protein of 169 amino acids. The record is from RefSeq and is a predicted model, not a curated record. The transcript has 6 exons.
AUGUUUAUUAAAUACUUACUUGCUAACCUCUCAGGGCUGGAAUUGUGGGGUUUGACGGCAUUAUUUGCUUCUUCAGUCGAUUUUGAGACACAAGAACAAGAUGCGGAGCACCGAUUGACUUUCCUGGAUGACCUUGUGUGCUUUUUUGGAAGUAAAAAUAACAAGAAUAAGAGUUACUCCAUAUACCAAACUCGAUUAUUUUCCUUGAUAUAUACUGGUUUUAACGUGAGACUCUUAUCCGACCACAAGAAUAACAAACAUAUCAAGAAUCUAUUGGUACCAACACAUCAGUUCUUAUCUGUAACUCUGUAUGUACUUUUUUUGUCUGAAUUUAAAGACCCUGAAAAUUAUUAUGUGAAAUUCAAAGUUAGCUAUCCUGUUCUCACAAGUGCUUUUUGUUUUGUUACAGUGCUCGACUCAUCUGUCCACUGGGCACAGCUUGUGGAUAAUGUGAUAAAGCCAGUCUCGAGAGAGAACCAGAGAACCUUCUCGGAGAAUCUCGCUAAUUAA